Bipolaris oryzae ATCC 44560 is the source of this 849-nucleotide messenger RNA. RefSeq lists its product as uncharacterized. The coding region runs from base 1 to 849 and encodes 282 amino acids. Gene Ontology annotation, biological process: fungal-type cell wall biogenesis; (1->6)-beta-D-glucan biosynthetic process. Gene Ontology annotation, cellular component: endoplasmic reticulum membrane. The transcript has 3 exons. NCBI's taxonomy places the organism in Eukaryota, Fungi, Ascomycota, Dothideomycetes, Pleosporales, Pleosporaceae. The record is from RefSeq and is a predicted model, not a curated record.
AUGGUCAAGACUCUCGCCGGCGCCCUUGCCCUCGCGGCUCUACCCUCGGCCCUCGCAUUCCGCAACACGUCGCCAUUCUUCCUCUUCUCUACGGCCGACUUGCUGGUCCCAAACAAUGACGCCGCCAUCGCCGCAUCAUCGGACGUCACCGCCGACGUCCUCAAAGCUCUCGAGCACUGCCCCACCAAAUCCUACCUCGUCGUUGAGCAGAGGGGCGUCGCCGCUGCCGACUACGCUGAUGGCCGCGCUGCACCCCAGCUGAGCAGAUACAUGGCUGGCAAGCACGCUGAGGUCAAAUCGACUGUCGCUAUCCCCGACAUUGCUGGCAGCAUCGACACGAAAGCUAUCACGGAGCACCUUGUGACCAAGUGCGGAAAGGGCUACAACGAUGACGACGUGUGGUUUGAGAGGAAGACAUUCGCAGCGCCGCCUACAUCCAAGGCGCUUCGCAUCGAGCAGCUUCAAUCCGAUGAUGCGACACUCGAGCAAUUUAUCGUCAAUGACGCCAAGGCUGACGACUACACCGUCAUUUACAUCACCACACCUCAGACUGAGUCGCAAGCAAAGGAGUCUAUCCAACAACAGUACGAGAUGGACAUGCCCUUCCCAGACGCUGUCCAGAUGGAGCUCAAGCGCGACCUCUCCUCCCACGCUAAGCGCGCCAACUCGACCAACAGCGGCCUGUUUGAGAGGUACCAAUACUUCACACCCGGCAUCUUCAUGGGCUUUGCUGCCAUCAUCCCGCUCUUCCUGAUCCUGCUUGUCGGUAUCCGGGCCCUCACCAGUCUCGAGGUUUCAUACUUUGCCUUUAGCAAGGAGAUGGGUCCAAAUGCCCAGAAGAAGCAGUAG